UUCUGAGCAUCAGCCCUCCGAGAGAGAUUUGGCUAGCAAGUUCAGAGCCAGGCAUCUUCCAGGCUUCUUCCACACCUGUAUCGUGAGCUCCAGGCGCCAUGGGGAGGCAGAAGGAAAUGCUGACGGCCCUUGGACGGAGGCUGCAGAUCAGGAAUAAGUUGGUCCGGCAGGCCCUGGCAGAAUGCCUGGGCACCCUCAUCUUGGUGAUGUUCGGCUGUGGUUCGGUGGCCCAGCUGGUGCUCAGCAGAGGCUCCCACGCCCGUUUCUUGACGGUCAACUUGGCCUUCGGCUUCGCCGUGACGCUUGGAAUUCUGAUCGCGGGACAAAUCUCAGGUGGGCAUUUGAACCCUGCCGUCACUUUUGCGAUGUGCUGCAUGGCCCGGGAACCUUGGAUCAAACUUCCGGUGUACGCCCUGGCUCAAACCGUUGGAGCAUUUCUCGGAGCCGGCAUCGUGUUCGGCUUAUAUUUUG
Thamnophis sirtalis is the source of this 471-nucleotide messenger RNA. NCBI's taxonomy places the organism in Eukaryota, Metazoa, Chordata, Lepidosauria, Squamata, Natricidae. The record is from RefSeq and is a predicted model, not a curated record.